Messenger RNA from Pleuronectes platessa (European plaice), 1134 nucleotides. RefSeq names its product translational activator of cytochrome c oxidase 1 (gene taco1). The record is from RefSeq and is a predicted model, not a curated record. NCBI's taxonomy places the organism in Eukaryota, Metazoa, Chordata, Actinopteri, Pleuronectiformes, Pleuronectidae. The coding region runs from base 42 to 941 and encodes 299 amino acids. Gene Ontology annotation, cellular component: mitochondrion. The transcript is spliced from 6 exons.
AGGACAGAGGCUGCAGCGUGUUUUUCACGCUUAACUCUGGCAUGGUGGGGGCGGCGGUGCUGCGGGCUCUCCGGACCCCUCUCCUCCGGACACUAGCGGCGGCCUCCUGCAGGUGCUCUGCCCCGGUGGAGACCCUCCUGUCGCCGGCUCCCCGUGUGGUGUCUCCCCCGUGGUCCAGCUGCUCUGUGCGGCCGCUGCAGCUCUGCUCCGCGCUGUGUGCCGGACACAACAAGUGGUCCAAGGUGAAGCACAUCAAGGGACCCAAGGAUGAGGCGAGGGGCAGGAUGUUCAUGAAGUUCGGCAUGAUGAUUAAAAUCGCAGUGAAAGAAGGUGGAUCAAACCCGGACAUGAAUUUAAACUUAGCUCACUUACUGGAGCAGUGCCGGACCAAGAACAUGCCCAAAGCCUCCAUAGACGCAGCCAUCAAGAGUGCGGAGAAAGCCAAACCAAUGUCCCAACAAAUGUUUGAGGCUCGGGGGCCAGGUGGAUGUCUGCUGCUCAUCGAGGUCCUCACCGACAACAACACCCGCAGCCACCAGGAGGUGAAACGCCUGCUCAACAAGAACGGUGGGAUGCUGUCGGACGGGGUCCGCCACAACUUCACCAAGAGGGGGAUGGUGGGGGCGGCCGGCGACACCAUCUCGGCGGAAAGAGCUCUGGAGCUGGCCAUCGAGGCCGGAGCCGAAGACGUCCAAGAGACGGAGGAUGAGGAGGAGCUGCCUCUCCUGAAGUUCAUUUGUGACACGACAGAGCUGAGUAAGGUGCGAGCCUCGCUGGAGAAGCUGGGGAUGCAGAUCACGUCUUCUGGGAUGGAGUUUGUUCCCAGCAACAUGUCGUCUCUGGACCAGGACCAGCUGGAGGCUGCCUCAUCACUAGUAGAGGCUCUGACUGACUGUCCAGAAGUAGUUAGAGUGUGGGACAAUAUCCAGGCUGACAGCUGAGGACGACCCCCGGACACCGGGCUGGACACGGAAUAAUGUGGAAUAUUAAUUUACACAAAGAGAGGUUUUGAUAACCUUCUACAUCUGUUGGUUCUGAUACUGAAGCUUGUUGCGUCAUUAUAUGUUUUUGCCCAUUUUGAAAUCAUCUAUAUGGAAAAAAUGAAAGAGAAAAUAAAUAUAGAUUUAUUCAUAA